AUGAGGACGAUCUACCGGCAUGUGGUACUCGAGUUUGGCGAGUUCCCCUGGAUGGUGGCCAUCCUGCUGAAGCCAGAGCCCACAUAUAUUGGCGGUGGUUCGCUGCUGGCGCCAAACAUUGUGCUCACCGCGGCCCACAAGGUCGACAGCCUGGCUGGGGAUCGGCUGCUGAUUCCUGCUGGCGAAUGGGACCUGGCAACCAAUGAGGAAAUCUAUCCGCACAUCGAUCGCAAUGUCAGCGAAAUACUCAUCCAUGACAACUACUCCAAGGCAGCCAAUGCCAACAAUAUAGCGCUGCUUGUGCUCGAGCUGAGCCUCAGCCACAAUCCGCACAUCUCGCCCAUCUGCCUGCCCACUGCCCCCGCCAGCGUCGAUGUCCAUAUCGAUCAUGCCAACUGCAUUGCAAUGGGCUGGGGCCGAAGAUCCAGGGCGUACAGGCAGCCUGUGAACGUUCUCAAGGAGCUGACCAUACCCCUUGCUCCCCUCCAUGAGAGCUACCUGUACGUGGGCGGCAAGAAUGAUAUCAAUGCCUGCGUCGGCGACGGCGGAGCUCCCCUCGUCUGUCCCACUGUGGCACAGCCCAAUCGAUACUAUCAGAUUGGCAUUGUUGCCUGGGGCCUUGAUUGCAACUUGGGCCGAGUGCCCGCUGUCUAUAGCAACGUCUCAUAUCUGAUGCCCUGGCUGAGCCAACAGCUCAACAGGCUACGCAUAGACCCAAAUAUUAUACUCUAUAAUCGAUAA
Molecule: messenger RNA, 741 nt
Organism: Drosophila navojoa
Lineage: Eukaryota; Metazoa; Arthropoda; Insecta; Diptera; Drosophilidae
Product: phenoloxidase-activating factor 2
Biological process (GO): proteolysis
Molecular function (GO): serine-type endopeptidase activity
Source: RefSeq, a predicted model, not a curated record